Messenger RNA from Stylophora pistillata, 1964 nucleotides. Its product is annotated as epithelial discoidin domain-containing receptor 1. NCBI's taxonomy places the organism in Eukaryota, Metazoa, Cnidaria, Anthozoa, Scleractinia, Pocilloporidae. The record is from RefSeq and is a predicted model, not a curated record.
UAUCACACUUUUAUAUUCUUUUCAAGGUCAACGGUGCCAGAACUUCAACAUAGGGUUUAGUGACAGAAAGAAGAUGCCAGAUAACAAAUUCACAGCUUCAUCUUCCCUAAGUUCUGAGACAUCCCCUCACCACGCUCGUAUAGGUGAUGUACAGGGUGAGGGAUGGUGCGCCGCCAAUAAAGGAGAUAACGAGUAUCUUCAAGUUGAUAUGGGAAGAGAUUACGUCGUCUGUGGCCUCAUAGUACAGGGUGGAACUUUCGGGAACGUCGAAUCUUUCGACCUGGAAUUCUCUACUGACGGCAGUUUUUUUAAUUCAUAUUCCAAGACUCUGCUGAGAGUUAACGAUCAGGAGGAAGAGGCCGAGUUUCACGCGUUGGGGCCAUAUCCAGUUGGAAGAUAUGUCCGUUUAUAUCCUCGAAAAUUCAGAAACUAUCCGUGUGCCCGACUUGAGCUGUUCGGUUUUCCAGGUCCCAAAGUGACAUGUAUGCCCCAAUACAUAAUCGCCGAAUUCGACAAAGCGCAUUACCCAGAUCUUGUUGCUGAAGGAAUGCAUCUGAAAAACACAAGCUGCUUGGCAGAGGAUGAGAAUGCUACUCAUAUUCUUUUCCAUAUUCCUAUGCGAGGCUGCGGAACUGAGAGAAUCCUUGUGAAUGAUAAGUUCUUGCAGUACAACAACGAGAUUAUCCGUCGCAUAACUGGUGUUGGGAUUUCGUAUAAGAUGGACAUGCUAUUCCCAAUUAGCUGCAACUAUGACAGGAGAGAAACACUGGGUGACGUAAGCUUUAGAGUGACUACCGAAACCCCAACAACAGCAUCAGCCACCACGCUGAAGCUGCUACAGCGAAAGAUUUCUUUCAUUGGUUGGUUAGUUGCCCUGUGGAUCUCAGUUUCCGGGAUCUUGACACUUUGGUACUAAGUUUUGCAUUUGUCCGGUACACAGGUGGUGUAGCCUGGAACUUUUUUUUGGAUUUGUUAGAGUCAAGCAAGAGAGCGUGAAAACAACUCCCUUAUCGUCGAAUAUUAAGGAUCAGAGAGUUCUACUGAGGAAUUGCUGAAUAGAUUAUUUUCGAACAUACAUAAUUUUUUCAGACUCGCACAAUUUUGAAUGCACCUCCAAAACAGUCUCAAGAGGGUGGCAAAGGUUUUACACGUGACGCGUGAUUAAGGCCAAAAAAAAUGUGUGACACGUGAAUUCUACAGAGAGGCGAACAUGGUUCGUUAAUUUAGAAAGCAGGCGUGAGGAGUGAUUUUUCUCCGGAGGGAUUCGUGACCUGUGAAUUUUUUAUUUCAUUUCGUGCAACCUAGCACACAAGAAAAGAUAAUUGCUGAUUAAAAUAUACGUGACUCGUGAUUUUUUCGAAAAAUUCGCUUGUGAAACAAGAUCAGCCACCCUCUUUUAAAGCUUGCUUCUUGGUAGGGCCAAAUUUCAAAAGUAGAUUGAAGAGGGUUUCUUCUGUCAAUUGUUAUUUCUAUGAUGUGAAUGUACUUUUUCAAACUUCCCCUCCUUAGUCUUUUCAGCUAAGUUGACAACAAAUAUUCAGUUUCCAUAAAGUGUUUCAGAAAAGAAGUUUCUGCACAAGAGACAGAACUUUUGAAUUGUAGUCAUGCGCUCGUCCAGAUAAAAGCGCUGGUAAUGGCAUCUCACUGAUUAAUAAGUCUAAACACUAUCCGGUAAACAGAGUGCGUUUUUAUAUUUGGAUGAAGUGGAUAGCGAAGCCCUGAGGGUCAUUGGCAUCCAGCUUGUGCUUAAAUUGUUUUUUCAAUACACAAUAAUUGUAAUAAAAUAAUUAGUUACAUUAUUUGAUAUUUUUAAUUCUUCAGUUACCAAAAGUAAGCUGUAGAGUCCCUUCAUCACACCAUGUAACUUUAUUGUAUGAAGGAAUAAUGAUAAUUGAGUUGUCGAGACUUUGAUUCCGGUUCCUACUGCUGGGACACACACACCACAAAAAAAAAAAAAAAAAAAC